This is a messenger RNA of Rhododendron vialii, 966 nucleotides long. RefSeq lists its product as uncharacterized. Bases 110 to 730 code for a protein of 206 amino acids. Gene Ontology annotation, molecular function: protein binding. The transcript is spliced from 2 exons. NCBI's taxonomy places the organism in Eukaryota, Viridiplantae, Streptophyta, Magnoliopsida, Ericales, Ericaceae. The record is from RefSeq and is a predicted model, not a curated record.
UGAGAAGACGCAAGCCAUCUCCGCCUCUCGCCUUCUUCAAUUCCCUCUCUCUUCCUCUCUCUCCUCCCUUUUCAAAAUCUCAACAACUUGACCCUCCAAAAAAAAAACCAUGGUCGGACCUUCUCUAAAUACCCACAACCUCUCCCUCAAACCCAACGCCGCCGCCGUCAAGUUCCUCUGCAGCUACGGCGGCAAAAUCCUCCCCCGCUACCCCGACGGCAUGCUCCGCUACCACGGAGGCCAGACCCGCGUCCUCGCCGUCGACCGCUCCAUCUCCUUCUCCGAGCUAAUGGUGAAACUGGUGGAGAUGUGCGGUACCUCGGUGAGUCUGAGGUGUCAGUUACCAUCGGAAGACCUGGACGCGUUGGUCUCGAUCACCUCAGACGAAGAUCUAGCCAAUCUCAUCGAGGAGUACGACCGAGCCGCGUCUCCCAAAAUCAGGGCGUUCCUCUCUCCUCUGAGAUCCGUCAAAAAGAUUUCUCCUCCCCCUUCCACCACCACAGCGGCGUCGCCGAAAUCUUCUUCGAUCUACUCCAUUGGCUCGCCUUCUAAGCUUUCAAACCAGUGCGUCCACCAGAUAGCCAAGCCCAUAGCAUCUCCGUACCGGUGUCCGUCGUAUCCGUACCCCCAGUGUUACGAUAAACUUGCCACCGGAAAGGUUCCUCAGUACUAUCAGGGAAACCCUACUAGGCCUGUCUACCUUGUUCACAACGGCAACCACUGGCAAUAACACUGCUUAAAUUCGAAGGACCUGGACUGGAAUUUUCAGUGGACGUUUAUAAAGUUGAAUGAAUAUAGUACUACUACUAGGUUUAAUCGAAGAAUCAAAAUCUAAUCCACAAAAGAGGGAUUGAGAUUUUAUAAUGGAUGUAAAAAAAAUGGACUGUAAAUUUUUUUCAUUAGGAUUGCUUUUUAUGAUCCGUGGCUUGAAAUGAAUGCAAUUGUUCAGUCCUAUUUUUUCGAUUU